AUGACUUACGAUGUUACUGUGAUAGGUGCUUAUAAGAGUUAUGGAAGUUCGAAUGUGCUCAACGGUUUGACGAUGAAAAUACCGACACGCUCCAUGUAACUAUUAUUAUUAUAAUUAUUAUUUCAAUUUUUUCAAUAAACAAAAUAAAGAAUAGACGGGUAUACUACGCACGUGGGUGGGUCACUGUUGUAGGUGAGGAGUUGGGAAGGUAGUAGAGGGAAAAUGUAAUGUGUCUGUACGAAACAAUUAAACAUUGCUAACAAAAAACAAUUCUGAGCAGAGUUCAGUUGAUAGUGUUGUUUUGUAAAUAAUGUAUAAUAUAUCAUAUUAUGGUAAAAAUAAAUAAUUACAUGUACAUUAAACAUUUUGGGAGCACGUAAAAAAACCGAAAAAAUUUCAGCCGAACCGUAGUGGUAUAUGAAAAAGUUCAGUUUUGUGAAACUAUUAAUAGCUUUUGCCAUUUAUAAGCUUUUAGGUGAAAACUGUUUUUUUCAUGUUUAUUAGUAUUCUAUACAAGGUGUAAACACAAUAUUUAACCUUCAAAUAUUUUUUGUUUCACAAUCAUAAGUUGAAAUUUGUUCAGCCUCUGUGCGUGUGGUAAUAGUUGCAAAAUAAGAAUUAAAUUUAUUAAACUCUUCCCUUAACCGUUUAGGUCUAGAAGAGGUAAAUCCUUAAAUCAAUUUCAAAAAUGUCAUGUAUUACAUAUUUAGAAUAACUAUUAUUAUUACUAUUUAUUUUGCAAAAAAAAAAAAAAAGAGAUUUUAUUUGUUACAAACGAUAUUAUCUUAAACUGGACUAAAGAAGAAUUUUUAAGGGGGCUUAGUCACCCUAGUUCUCCUAAAUUGCGCUUAUAUGGGUGGGAGUGUGUCGUCGUCCGCCGAGUGAGUGAGCGGAGGUCCUUGCGCGUCGUAUUUUUGCGAGAAAAUCAGUGACCAUUAGCAUUACUGACGAUCAUUUGGAUAAUGUUAGGGGAAUUUUUGAUGUUUAAAUUUUUUAAAUUUAUUUAUUUAUUUUUUUUGUAUAACUUGUACCUUAUUAUUACCUUAUAUUAUCCGAUUAAAAAUUAACGUUUAAAAACGGUGAAAACGGUCUUUAAAGGCCUACCUGCUUACUUUCCCAGACGAUAACAAUCACUUGUUUGUUAUUAGGUAUUAUUCUAACGUUAACAAUUCACAAUACACUUAAUGUGUUAUAGUUAUAAUAAAAAUAUAAAAUAGCCGUGAGAAAAAGAAACCAUUUGUUAUUUUACGUAAAAACUUGCCGUGAUGUUAAACCAUGAAGACGGUUUUGCGAUGCGUUACAUAAAAACCAAAUCUAAACGAGAUGCCAUAAAUUAAUUAAUUUGGUAAACACGGUCGACAUAAAUUACGUGGUGAACGUAACUAUUGGUGUUCCAUGUGGAAUGAUCCCACACGGAACCCAAUAGUUGGAAUAGAAAAAUAUGGAACGGGAAAAAUCUGGAAUGGCUAUUUAGAAUAGCAAAAUCUGAAAUAAAUUGUAAUUUUAAAGACAAAAACUGAAACGGAAACAAAAUUUAAUGGCAAAAUCUGGAACGCCAAAAUUCGGAACGACUCUUUUCUCAUGAAACAUUUUUGAAUUUUUAUUAAAGGUUGUUCCAAAUUUUGUCGUACUAUUUUUUGUGAUUCUUGUUUUUGGCAUUCCAGAUUUUACCUCCCAACUGUCCCUAUUUAAAAUUGAGAGCCAGCAUUCCUAGACACAUGGGAAAUUUUCAAUAGUAUGAACAUUUUUUUCUUUAUUUCGACACUGGUUAUAAGUUUUUCAGCUUUUGCAUUAGUUCUUUUUCAACGAAAUAUAUGGAUCUCCCUUGUGAUUUCGUCUGCAAACAUUCCUACCUUGAACACUGUUAGGUAGUUUUUUGUUUAUAUUAAAGUUGGCACGAGAUAAUCAUAUUUUACCAUUAUUUUAACAGGCGUUCCUCGAUGAGUCUUCUCGGUUUAUGUUAUUCGAUCAUAUUUUUUUAUUCAAGGUUACCCACACUUAUCUGUGCCCUGCAAAACUCUCGCGGCUAAUAUUGUGUUACCGUAUGUUACAUCGUAGGUAAAGAAUUAUAUAUUGUUAAUGUUUUUUUUCUUUUGAUAAUUUAAAACUGUACAUCAUAUAGAUAUAGAUAUGUUGAUGCGAAGUUAUUAUCAUCUAUAUUAUUCAUCUCUUGCCAUUCACCUGCCCCAUCACGUUUUUUCGGACCGUCGUAUUCGGUGUUAUACGAACAUAAUGUACAUUGAUAUAAAAAAAUUGACAACUUGUUAUUUUGUAAUUCGAAAUUAUUAUUUACAAAUAUUUAAAUUUGAUCAUAAACCAAUUCACUAUAUUAUUAAAAAUAACUACACUACUGCUUAGCAAAAAAGUCGUAUGUUUGUAAGACGGAGACAACAAAUGCAUAUGCAGCGUUUUCUUUAUUAAGUUUAAAAAAUGAGUGCCUACAAAACUAGUCUCUAAUCAUAAAUAUGGAUUAUUUUGGCAUAUUAUAUUACCUAUGUAAGUAUAUGUAAGUAUGUAAGUACCUAUUAAAUAAAAUUAUGCAGUAUACGUGUGUACCUAUACUUAUUUAAUAUACCAACCUAUAAUUAUCUGUACCUAUAAAAUUUAAUAGACGCGUUUUUAUGUUUAACUAACUACUGUCUGACUAAUAUACAGUUUGUCAAUUUUUUCGUACCAAAAUAGUAGCUAAAUACUAACACAUAGAUAUUUAAAAUAAAAUGCUGUAUAGAAUAUUAGAAUCCUACUAAUAAUGGUUUUAUAUUUAUAUUUUAGAUUCUGAGUAGAGUGAAGAAACCUAUGGUUUUACAGUUUUUUUUUUUUAUAUCUGUGAGCAACUUUUAUACCAGUAAUUUCACUCUGAUUUACAACGGUACCACUUUUUCUGAAAGAAAAUUUGACUGGGGAGGUACUUAAGGGAGGUCGUUUUUUUGAUUUUCUCAGAAAUUUUCUUAAUAUAUUAGAAAAACGGGAGAACAGGAAAAUAGUUACAAUAUUAAACAUGUAUUAUUAAAGUCAAUAAUUAAUGCAAAUGUAAUUAUACCAUAUUAUAACAUAUAUAUUGUUAAUAAAGCAACAUUAUUGACUGAACUUCGCUCAGAAUCGUUUAUUCGUUUGCAAUGGUUUAUCGUUGCUUACAGAUAUACGUUAAAUUUCUCCCAACUUCCCACGUACAACAGUGGCUGCACCCACGUGCGAAGUAUAUCUGUUUUACAUAAAUUUAAAGUUUACUGUUUAAAAUAACGAUUUCAUAGAAUAACUGUUUAUUUUUUGAUUAUGCUAAUUAUACUAUAGUCAUUUUAAAAUAAUUUUUUACUAUUUAAACAAUUUUGUUUUGAAUUCUAUAAUCUUAAAUUUCAUCUUGUGAUUAUACGCAGUUAUAAGAAUUUUUCCUUCCAUGUAAAACAUUUUCUUUUAUAAAAAAUAAUUUUUUUUUUUUAUUUUAGCUAUGGCCUUCUAGGCCCAAGUGGUUGUGGUAAAUCAACACUUAUUAAAUGUAUUUUGGGAUCAAUACCAUUGGAUUUUGGAUGUAUCGAUUUGAAAGUAGACAGUCUAAAAAAAGUUGGAUAUAUGCCUCAAGUAAUUUUAAUUUUACAUAAAAUAAAUAAAUAAAUAAAAUUUAUUGAUUUUAUUGAUUGUAUUUAAAAAAAAAAAUAAUAAAAAAUACAGGAUACAUGUUUGGAAACCACGUUGACGAUAAAAGAAACUUUUAAAUACUACGGGUCACUUUAUAGCAUGAAUAAUACAGAUAUCGAGAACAGAAUAGACGAACUCAACAAAUUCCUAAUUCUACCAAACUUAAACACUUACAUAAAUAAAAUAAGGUAAACUAAAUUAUAAUUUGUGUAUAAUAAUUUAUCAUUAACAAAAUUCAUAAUUAUAUUGUACAUAUUAAAAAAUGAAGUGUGUUCAUCUCUGCAUAAAUACGUUUAAAUAGCAUAUAGUGUAAAAUUAUUAUUUAUAAAAAAUUGUUCAAAUAAUAUAAUAUACGGAUAAAAAAAUCAAAAUUAGGCAAUUUGACUUAUGAACAAUACUCAUUCAAGUUAACAUGAAUAAGCAAAUAUUAAAUUUGUUUAGAUCAACAAUAGUACAAGAAAAUCGAAAUUUGAUACAGAUAAUAUGAGAGGGUAUGCGUUUAAUACUGUUUAUUAGAAAAAUUAUAAUAAACUGGCAAUUUUCAAUAUUUUAGAUGGUGUAGCCGAUAUAGGUAUACAAUACAAUUUAAAUACCCUAUCGAAAAUUCAUAAUCUUAGAAUUAUUUUUUGUUUUUAUCUAACACAAAACAAUUUAAAUUUAUUUUAUAAAACAAAAGGAGUAAUAAAUUGCAUUAUUUUUCUCGUUUUUCCCGAAAACUAUUGAAGAAUAUUUAAAAGUAAAAUACGCGCGGAAAUUUACAAUAUUACAUUGUGUGUGUUACUUUAGUGUUUCAAACUGAAUAAAACCUCUGUACCAAAAAUUGCAUUAAUUUGUUUAGUAUCCAAAAUUGAAUGUAAGUACGUAGGUACAUAAUUAUAUUGUAUUAUUAUAAAAUAUUAUGCGUUUUAUUGAUGUAACCCAUUUAAUAAAUAAUUAAAGUUCAAUUUUUACUUUGAUAACAGUGGUGGCCAAUGUAGAAGAGUGUCUCUUGCAAUUACCUUAUUGCAUGAUCCAAAAAUUAUUAUAUUCGACGAACCGACAGUUGGAAUAGAUCCGGUGCUAAGAAAAAUGUAAAUAUAAUUUUGGUUGAAUUAAUUUAAUUUUUGUAUGACUGCAUUUUAAUAACGCUAGUAUUAUACAAUUAUUUAGAAUUUGGACUGAGUUUACAAAGAUGGUCGAAGAACAAAAUAAAACAAUUAUCAUAACUACUCAUUAUAUUGAAGAAGCGAUUGAAGCUAACCAUGUAAGUUUUAAUAUACAUAUAUAAACAUAUAUAUUAUGUACUCGAGUAAAUAUUAAAAGGUACUUGAAUAAUAGUAUAGUACCCGCUUAGUAUAGAAAUAUAAAAUAUUGUAUAGUUUAUACGAAUACUGUGCACUUGACGAGACAUUAUUUGAAAUCUCUAUAAAAUAGACCGUCAAAACUUCAAAGUUAUAAAUCCAUUUAAACGAGUGUUGUACUUAUAGACGAGUGAUCUGCAAAAAUUUCUAUUACCUACAGCAAAUAUAUUUACAUUUAAUUGAGUAUUCGCAUAAUAGCGUAUAAUAAAUUAUUUUAUAUAAAACGUUGAACUGCAUAAUAUUUUGAUUAAAUAAUUAAAUUUAUUGUAAAAAUUAAAUAACUUAACUUAAAUAUUGGUAUAAAAGAAACACUCAGGGGGAAAUGUUUUUUUUUAAAAUAAAUAAUUAGGUAUUCAGUUAAGCAGAACAGAAAAAUAAUUGAAUAAAUAAAUAAAAUAUUAUUAUCAGUUUAGAUACGGAGUGUAGCGAAAGAUCUAUUGGUUUUACAAUGGUGUGUGUUUAUUUUUGUCAGUAAAUAACCAGAGAACUAAUCCAAUCCAAUCGAAAAAUAACAAGGGAAAUUUUUUAUUGAAUUUAGGAUCUAGUUGAUACAAAAAUGAGGUUUUUUGAUUUUCCGAAAUGUUAACUUCUUAUUAAUUAAGAAAAACCAGAAAAAUACGUAAAAUGAAAACGGAGAAUUUAUGGCGUAAUGAUUUCAUAUUUUAAAUGUAUAAAAUUUAUGUUUUCUACUAGAGAUAUUGUUCCAAUAGAAAAACGAUUAGAGACCUUUUUUUUUGAAUUUUUAAUCUAGCUGGUGAGCAAUUAAAUCGUUUUUUGACUUUCUUUGCAGUUUUCUUAAUAAUUGAGUAAAACCGCAAAAAAAAAAAUCGUAAAAAGAAAAGGAAAGAUUAUGGAACUAAUGUUUCCUUAUUUUAAAUUCUGUUUUUUUGUUCAAAUAAAAUUGUUGAGUUAUUUAUAAAUAUGUUUGACAAUUGAUAAAAAAGAAAAAUAAUUUUUUGUAUAACAGUCAUAAGAUCAAAUUCGGAUGAAAAUCGUAAUAUUACGGCAAUUUAUAUUAUGUAUAAACAAGCUUCGCUCAGAAUCGUAUUUUAUUAGCAAUGGUUUAUCAUUGCUUACAGAUACUAUUUAAUUAACAUUAUUUAUUCUAUCUAUUCAACUUCCCACCAAUAACAGUAGCGCACCAUCAGUUCCAGCUUUUUUUGUUAAAUAUAUUUUUUUUUUUUCAUAAUUCGUUUACUAGUUUUAAAAUUAUUUUACCGUUUACUUGUGUCAGUAUUCAAUAUCUAUGUAGUUUAACUUGUUUCAUAAAGUUAAAUUCAUGAAAUAUUCUUCAUUUUAUUGAAAAAAAAAAAAAAAAAACCAUUAAUGAAGAUAAUAUUAUUGUAUAUUAACAAUCCAUAGGGAAGUAUAUUUUAUAAGCUCUAUAACAUACAUUGUCGCAACCGGUGGAAGGGAGUAUUUUUAGGGUCUGUAUAUCCUUUUUUAUCCGUAUUAUUAUUAUUAGAGAUAUUAAAGUGUGUUAAAAACGUAUAUUUUUUAAAUGUAAACACUCCCCCCACUCUUUACAAAAUCCUGGUUGGGCCACUGACGACUUGCAAUUGUAUAAGUAGGUACUUAUAUACCAUUACGUUAUCCAAGUAUUUAAGGUCAUAUUUAAGUUAUUUGUACUAGAAAAAUUGAAAAUACCAAAUCUAUAAUUAUUAUUUUUAUUUUGAAUCAAAUAGAUUUAUAAACUAGUAUAAUUAUUAAUCAAACAUAUUUUAAAAUAAAUUUUGUUUAUAAUAAUUUAUUUUUAGUCAAGCACAUGGGUUGGACUACCUGGUAGGUAAAUUAUAAUAAAUUACUAACAAAAUCAUUACCAAUGUUAAAACUGUUCACGAUGAACGCACACAUAGAAAAAAUUAAAAAUAAAUACAAAAUAAAUAAAUCGCUUAUUCAAAACCAGUGAAUUUAAUACCUAAAUUAACUAACCACACCCGUACAUGUACACAAGUAUAAGUCGGAAUAAUUUGAAUUAUUUUUCUGAAAAUGAUUACUGAUUAGUAUCACUGAUUAUUUAUUGAUAUUUUAUUAAGAUGCGAAUCACAUUAUACCAACAAUAUUUAUAUUUAGAUUAGAAAUUUGAUCACAAACGAAAAUAUUAUUGCCUAAAGAGUUUCUCAUGACCAUAUAUUAAACCUGUGUUCUCACCAAAAGCAACUGAUGACGGUAACGCGAUAGAGAUUCAAGUCUAGUUUUAGUUGAGUUGCCUAGUUGUUCUCUUAUACGAAACUAAUAUGAAACUUCAAUGCAACUUCAAUGCAUAUUCAGUUAUCAAAAUGUCUUCAUCCGAUGAGGAUAUUGUUGUAGCAUUUAUGUAUUUGAGGUAUAAAAAACAAAAAAAAAUAAAAAAUUGGGUUCAUCCAUACUAUUCACUCAACGUCAACCACAGUUCAUUUAUACUAACGAGAGAAUUAGACCAAGAUCCAGCUAAAUUUCAUGAUUUUUAUAGAAUGAGUAUUGAAAGUUUUAAAAUGUCAUUCCAUGCUUUUCUUUUAUAUCUUGUCGAGUGUAAUUAGAUGAUGUUAUAUCAUAGAGACAUGGAUGACUUUCUAUAAGUUGUACGAAAGCUAUAUUUUCUGCUUGUUCAUUUGCCAUUUUAAAUAAAUUAUUAACAAAAUAUUAAAUUGAUUGUACCUUAUUAUAAACCAGAGUAAUAAUCAAAUAAUUGAAAUAUUCACAAAAUCGCAACUAUUCACACUAGCAACUAGACAGAGAGACUGACACUUCGAGUCGCUCAAAAAUAGUUUUCAAACAGUUGAGUUGUUUUCCAGUCCGGUUGCGACCUGUGAGAACACGUCAAUUUAAUAAUACAUGUCGCGUUGCGUCGCGAUUGCGUUGCCGUCAUCAGUUGCUUUUGGUGAGAACACGGCCUAACAGUUAUAAUGGGUUGUCCUAUCGCAUUUCCACAACAAUAAAAUUGUAAUUGAAAUUUGUGAUUUUCGUCAAAAUUUGAUUUUAAAGCUCCUAUAAAAAAAAAAAAUUAACUACACUGAAUUUUUUUUUUACCAAUAAAUAUGAUAUUUAAUGAACUUCCUGUCAAAUCUUCAAGCUUUUCUCUUUAACCUAACAAUUUCAUUCACAGAGUACCUAUUGAAAAAUCACGUACAAAAUUCGCAAAAUUAAAAUGUCUAUAAGUAGCUCAAAAAUGGCUCAAAUUUUACCACGUCUAAAAAAAAGCAAAUACAAUGUAUCCGUCCAAAUUUAAAGUCUCUACAAAUAUUUUUAACUAAAUUAUAUUAAAAAAACAAAAUUUAAUAUAAUAACAUAAUUUUCAUAAAUUUUACUAUAUUUUCUAUGUAUCAAAAAACGACUUUCUUCGUAACUAACUAGAUUAAAAAUUAAAAUAAAGUGUAAUAAUUUGUUAAAUACUGAAGAAUUGGUCUUUGAAAAAAAAAUAUGUAUUUUAUUGUAUACUGUUUGGCUAGUCAUGACUUACAUUUGAUGUACAAAUUAAUCAAGUACCAAAUUUAUAAAUUAAACAUUUAUUGCUACUUACUUAUUUUUUGUUUUCAUUUUUUUUUAUAAUAUAUUAUAGGUUGGUUUAAUGAGAGACGGAAUAAUAAUAGACGGAGGGUCACCAAGAGACAUUUUCAUCAGACAUGGUACAAAUACGUUGGAAGAGGCUUUUUUAAAAUUGUGCUGUGAACAAAAAACGAAUACAGUACGCACCUAUGUUUAAUACUUUGAUAGUUUAAUGUAUAUGAAUAUUUUACAUUUUUAUAAUGUAUUUUUACUGAUCUAUCAAUCUUUGUUUCUUCAUGCACUAAUAUCUUUACUUUUCACAUAUUCAAUGGAGCUCACAAGGGUUAAGGAAGCGGAAGAAUUUAUCAUAGAUAAUUGCCAUUUUGCUUUUGAUUAGUUAUUAAAUCAAAUCAUUUAAACUACGAAUUAUUGGUUCAUUAAUUAUAAAUGUAAACAAUACGAAAACAGAAGCUUUUGAUGUCUAAUAGAAAUUUUGCCAAUUUUGGUUCUUCCCCUUCCCUUGCAUUUUUACCUGUGAGCACUUUUGGCUACAUUAUCCAUGCGACGUUUUCUUUUUUCGUUUAGACUGAUCGCAGUAAACUUCACGUAAAUGAUAAAACCAAAUCAAAUAUAUUAUUAACCCACCAAUUAGAAAAUAAAAUCAAUUUGCACAGAAUUAAAGCUCUAUUAGAAAAAGAUUACCUCGUGUGUUCUCGAGAUUACUUGUAAGUAAAAUUAAUGAGAAUAAAGUAUUUUGAUUCUUACUCUUUCAACAUUAUCACUAUUUAGCUAUAAAUUUUAUAUUUUUAUAGGCUUAUAUUUACAAUGAUCGUAUUACCCAUAUUACUAUGUUUCAUUUUUUGUUCCUCUGUCGGAGUAAAAUUCAAAGACAUGAACAUAGCUAUUAAAAACGACGAGGUAAAUAAUAUUUUAGAUUGUAAACAUUUUAUUUUCGAUGGAUGUAUUUUUGAUGAAAAUAAUAAUAACAUAACAAUGAGCUGUGUUGUAAUGAACUACCUCGAAUCACAUGAUUACAAAUUAGUAAGUACUCAAUAAUUUGGUUUUAGAGCGUUCUUUCUGUAAGCGUUAACACAUAAAGAACGUUCUCUAAUAUAAAAUAAGAGACUUCCGAAAAAUAGGUAUUUUUAAAUGCAAAAAUUAAAUGUACAGGUCGAAGUAAAAUAUCGUGAAGAUGGCGAAGCAAAAAUGAACAGUCCAAAAUUUAUGGGAUUUCUAAAUUUUCCGAAAAAUUACACUAAAGAUUUAAUCGAAUACAUUAACAAUCGCGAAAAUUAUGAUAACGCUUCUAGGAGUUUUGCUCAUUUGACUAAGGAAAGUAAGUUUACUACAAUAAUAAAUGGGUCAUUAAAUAAUAUUUGCAAUGUUGCAUUAUGUUUUAUUAUUUUUAAUACUUACAUAAUAUUAUCGUUUACGUGCAUCGUUCUAGAUAUGUUAUUUGUAAAUCAAAUCGAGACCGACGUUAUAGACGCAGUAAACGAUUUAUUAAAGAACAUUGCAAAUAGUUGCUCCUAUAAUGUAAAACAAACCAGUAUGACGGCUUUGGUAAGAUAAAUAAAAGUAUAUCAAAUUAAUCGAAUUUUAUCUUUAGUAUUUUCGUUAAAUACUCGUAUAAUAAUAAAUUAUAUUAUAUUUUGUUUGAAGGUAGUUGGCACUGAUAUAUAAUUUCCUCUUCGUAAAUUAAUACAAUUUUAUAUAAAUUUCUUUUACGUUAUAUUGAUUAUUUAUCAUUAUUAACUAUUAAUCAAUGGUGGUAUAAUGAUAAAAAGUUACCAGUUUUACAACUUAUCUUUUGAACAUAAUAAUAUAUACUUUGAGGUUACGAUGGUUGUUUUUUUUUUUGCAGGAAUUCUUUACUGUAUAUGGACACAAUAUAAAGUCAUAUGUCAAUAGUACCAUAACUAUUUAUAUUGCAAUGUAAUGAUUAUUGUUUUUAAAUAUUUUCUAUUAAAAAGAAAUUAAUUUUAUUUUUGUAAAUAUUAAAUGACGUAAAUUAUUAAUUAUUAAAAAUGUAUUGAUUUUUUUUUUUUAGUUUGAUAAAUUAUUGUCCUAGUUUGUUUGGAGUAAGCAUCAUGUUGUCAGCUAAAUUGGACGGAGUUUUGGGUCGAUCAAUGUUUGCAGGUAUUAGGACUAUCUAAAAUUAUGAACCAAUAUUAUUAUAGUAUUUUGCUUUGAACGUACUAAUUUAUGCUAAUAUUUAAUUUAUUUCAGGUGUAAAAAUAUUCGAAUUUAUUAUCUCUUUGUUUUGUAUUAUCACGGCGUUGAUCCUGGUCCAAAUGUUCACCACUUGUUUUAUUGCUUACGUAAUACUAAACAAUCCGAUUCAAAUAACCAGCGGGCUAUUUGCGUUUUCGAUAUUAUUAUUAAUUUUGGGUUGGUUAGGUUUCUUCUUCGGUAUGUAUUUAGUAAUUGAUUAUUUGAUUGAAUACACGUUCAUAACACAGGGGUGUCAUUUCAGUUCCUAUUUAUUUUGUGAAACUGACAAAUUAUCCGUUCGCAUUCCUACGUUACAUUUCCAUAAUCAAAUACCUACUAUAUUUUUUGAUAUCACAAUGUCAUUGAUACUAAACUAAGAUCAUAUAAUUUAGUUUAUUCCACAAUAACUCAUAAUACCACAAUUUAUUCCGUGUGUCAAUGCAUCAGUUUCGAUGCGCACUGUUGCCGAGAUACCUAAAUAUUAAGCCACGGUAUAAACAAUUAACCGACAAUUAACAUCUCAGACUCUAGUAGAUGCCAUUGACAGUGGCUCGAUAAGUACUUUUUUUUGCAUUUUGCAUUUUAUUAACGAGGCGCGACGGCGCAAUUAUAACAUUUUAUGCAUGAUAUUUGAUUUUUAUGCAGAUAUGCAAAGAUAUGUAUAAACAAAUAAGGCUGCCAAAGUAUAGUCCGAAUAACUCAAAUGACGCCCCCGUUAUAACAAUAACAUCAGUUGGAUGCAUAAUAAUUUUACGUUUUUAUAUACUAAAAUACAUGUAUACUAUAUGAUGAAAUAAUCGUUUUGGAUACAAAUUAAUUAUAUUGAAGCUAUUUAUUUUCAUUACAAUUCAAUUAGCAACAUAAUUUUUUGUUUUUGUUUAAAAUAUUUAAAUUUGAAACACUAAGUAAAAAUUGUUGAAAUGUAUGAUGACAAAAUGAGAAAUUUGUAUUUUAUCGUAUACAUUUUAAGUCUAAAUGUGGACAAAAUAACACAUUUUUUCAAAUAAAUAUCAUUUUUUAAAUUUAAAUAAUUUUAUUUAUAAACUACAAAGUACUGAAAUAAAUAAAUGGUCAACUUAACAUAUUCUUUCAAAAAUUAUUUUCCGAACAAAAUAACUUUCUUUUCUCAAAAAUGUCAAUUUCUUCUAUACUUUCCUACCAUGAUUAUGAAUUAUUUCAAGAACUGACGUUUAAAUUUUUUUUUAUUUUCUUUAUCAAACAUUAAUCAUUAUAUUUAUAUUAAAUUUCUUUGAUGCUUUGAUUUUAGGUGUACUCAGUGCUAUAUUUUCGACAUCAUUCGUUGGAGGAUGUAAUAUUAUAACUGGAUCAUUUUUUACUCAAGUCUUAUUGUCAGGUAAUACACGCGUAUUUCUGUUAUAGUAUAGGUGUACAAUUUAUUAAUUUCAAGUUUUUUUUAAUAAAACCUGUCGAUGUUUAUUUUGGCUUAUCUAUAAUGACUAGCUGUCAGAUCAUUUUAAAAAAAUUCGAACAAUUGUGUAUAAUUUUGUAAUUUUAAUUUUACUUAGGUAUGUUAUGGCCUUUCGAGGGACAACCGAAGUUAUUAAGAAUUGGAUCCGAAUUACUUCCUGUGCGUCUUAUAAGCAAAACGUUAAACGACAUAGUACUGAAAGGUUUUGCAUGGAAUCAUUCAUCGAUAAUAAAAGGAACUUCCUCGGCAAUUGUAUAUUGCAUGGUAAUCGUGCUUGUUCUAAUUGUUUUGGGCAAAUAUAAAAGGCACUGGUGGAUAGUACAGAAGUAAAAAUAUAUUUUCCUAUAAUAAUUUAAAUUUACACAAAAUGUAUUUUGUUUGAUAAUACAUUAUAUUUAAGUAUAAUGGAAGAGGGCAGGAGAAAUUUUAUUUUUCGAUGA
Molecule: messenger RNA, 12521 nt
Organism: Cinara cedri
Lineage: Eukaryota; Metazoa; Arthropoda; Insecta; Hemiptera; Aphididae
Source: the annotation of a GenBank genome assembly